Messenger RNA from Vigna angularis (adzuki bean), 681 nucleotides. RefSeq lists its product as uncharacterized. The coding region runs from base 22 to 681 and encodes 219 amino acids. The record is from RefSeq and is a predicted model, not a curated record. The transcript is spliced from 4 exons. NCBI's taxonomy places the organism in Eukaryota, Viridiplantae, Streptophyta, Magnoliopsida, Fabales, Fabaceae.
AGGAAGCUUGAAGAAAAAAUAAUGAAGCAGAAGUCAGAUAGCAGACUUCCACUUUCUGAGGGUUGUGACCCUCCUCCUCCUCCUUCACCACCAUCUCGGCACGAGAAGUGGAAGUUAGCCCGUAUAAGACCAUCGGGCUCCUACACUUCCGAGUCUGCCAGAGAAAUAUCUGAAAGAAUUGACUCCUUGGUUGAGCAGAGCUCCCAAGGUCAAUUCACACAAGAAGGUCGUCAAGAUAUUCUUGCCACAGCUAUUGGACGACCUGAGCACCCAGGACGAGUGCGUGGUGCUGGGACUGGCAUAGGCAUACGACAGUUUUUUGGGUCUUCCUCGCGUCCAUAUUCAUACGAAAAGAUGAAGGAGGAAAUAAGAAAAGAGAUGACGCAGGAGAUCACAAAGAAGGUUCGAGUUCGUCAUGCGUACCCACACAUCCCGUCUCCUCUCAGACAGUUAUUCAGAGCAUCAAAGUCGUUCUUUUUCCUCUUUCAGGAGCGUCAGGCAUUGGAGGAGGUACUGGUUGAUGAGGAAAGCGAGGAGGUUGACCUAAGCGGCGGGAAUGAGCAAGGACUCGACGAAGGAGUGGGCGAGGAGGAGAACGGUCGAACGAGUCUUGUGGGGGUGCAUGAGGCAAACGGAGAGGGAGCCAAAGGGGAGGUCGCGAAGGUAGAGGAAGGAUUCUAG